AGUAGUCUUUAAUUUCAUGACAAAUUUGUGUGUCCUUUCUAUUAACACAUUUGUAAAUCUUACAUAUUUAGGAUAUUGUGACAAUAGGAAUGUUGUCUUUGCCAUGUGGCUGGCUGUGCACAACAAUAGGAUUGCCAACCAUGUUUGGGUAUAUCAUCUGUGGAGUACUCUUAGGACCAUCAGGACUAAAUAGUAUCAAGUCUAUUGUACAGGUGGAGACGUUAGGCGAAUUUGGUGUAUUCUUCACCCUCUUUCUAGUUGGUCUGGAAUUUUCUCCUGAAAGAUUAAGAAAGGUAUGGAAAAUAUCUUUGCAAGGACCCUGCUACAUGACAGUUCUGAUGAUUGCCUUUGGUUUACUAUGGGGACACUUGCUCCAAAUUAGACCAACACAAAGUGUCUUCAUUUCCACUUGUUUAUCUUUAUCAAGCACGCCACUGGUGUCAAGAUUUCUUGCAGGUAGUGUUCGAGGAGAUAAAGAAGGGGAUAUUGACUACAGUAGUGUACUACUUGGCAUGUUGGUGAUGCAGGAUGUGCAGCUUGGUUUAUUUAUAGCUGUCAUGCCUACACUUAUUCAAGCAGGAGUGAGCACAUAUUCCAGCAUUUUCAAGGAAAUACUGAGAAUACUGAUACUGAUUGGCCAAAUUCUCUUUUCUCUGGCUGCUGUUUUUAUUGUAUGUCUUGUUAUAAAGACUUAUCUCAUAGGACCAUAUUAUCGCAAGUUGCAUGCAGAAAGCAAAGGGAAUAAAGAAAUCCUCAUUCUAGGAAUAACUGCAUUCAUCUUCCUUAUGUUAACGAUCACAGAGCUGUUGGAUGUUUCAAUGGAGCUGGGAUGCUUCUUAGCCGGAGCUCUGAUCUCUUCUCAGGGUCACAUGGUUACUGAGGAGAUUAUGUCCUGUAUUGAACCAAUACGUGACUUUCUUGCCAUCAUUUUCUUUGCAUCCAUAGGACUUCAUGUUUUCCCCACAUUUGUAAUAUAUGAACUCACGGUCUUACUAUUCCUUACACUGUCAGUGGUCAUAAUGAAGUUUGUCUUGGCAGUGCUUGUCCUUUCUCUGAUUCUUCCAAAGACCAGCCAGUAUAUCAAGUGGAUUGUCUCAGCAGGACUGGCACAAGUCAGUGAAUUCUCUUUUGUUCUGGGAAGUAGAGCACGCAGAGCAGGGAUCAUAUCUCGGGAGGUCUAUCUUCUUAUUCUGAGUGUGACUACUCUAAGCCUUUUACUUGCCCCUGCCCUGUGGAGAGCUGCGAUUAUGAAGUGUGUUCCAAGACCUGAAAGACGCUCAAGUACUUGAUUAAGAUUUGCACAUAUACAAGAAUACAUCUUCUUGCAAGGAAUAUCCUCAUUGCUCAUUUUAUUUCUAUGCACUCAGAAAACAAGAGGUUUUGAGUUGUCAGUCCUCUUAACGUGCACUUGCUUAUAAGCCUUAUACUGACCUUAAAACAAACUGAAAUUCAACAUUAAAAAAUAAUUAUAUAAUUUGAAUUGUACAGCUUUUACAAAAUUUACUAUAUCUGACAGAUUAGAAUCUGCUAGAAUAUUUGUUCCUGAUCCAAUCAAUUAUUCAGAGCAUAAAUUAUUUUUUUUUAAAUACAGCAUCAUGCAAACU
Pelecanus crispus (Dalmatian pelican) is the source of this 1604-nucleotide messenger RNA. The record is from RefSeq and is a predicted model, not a curated record. NCBI's taxonomy places the organism in Eukaryota, Metazoa, Chordata, Aves, Pelecaniformes, Pelecanidae.